AUGCUCAGUGCACCACCCCUGAUUUUCGGCCCUGCGACUGCUCCCUUCUCCGUCGCUGACAUGAACUCUACCACCGCAUCUGAUCAAGCCGCCGCUGCCGUAGAGAUCGCCGCAUAUAUCUCUGAGCUAGACUUCAAUGUUAUGCAAGGCUAUUGCACGACCAGCGCCAUCGCCCUUCUUGCUAACCACUACAUCACAACACUCGACGAUGAGGUCACGCACCUUUGGGGCAAGGCUGUCGCGCAGAAGGGGAGAAUCACGCUCGCGUGGAUACUCUUCUUCGGGAACCGCUACCUGCCGCUUGUCGUCUACGCAUAUCAGGCGCCAUGGUGGCCCGAGCACCGAUAUAACGGGUACAUUCCCGAGUACUUGCAGUACGGUCUCUGGGCAGCUAUAGCCUCCCUCCGAGCAUAUGCCGUCAGCCGGAGAAAACUGCUCGCGGUGCUCGUCUUUCUUCUUGGGCUCAUCCCGAUCUUCUGUAGCAUUGAUGUCUUCGCCAAAUACGUUACACCAAAGAUCGGCCCUGUUAAUGGCUGUACGCCGGAUACGAGCCGCCUCCCAUUUGAGGUGUACGAGAUUUCGAGCGUAUUUGGGUACUCCAGUUGGUUUCUCUCCGAGGUGCUCGUAGUGGGUGUCACACUCUCCGCAACCUACCAUUACACGGCGCUGGCAGGCACAACGGGGCACGGCCGUACUCACUCUCGUGGCGCCACCGCCGUUGUCACGUCCAUGGACAUCAACACCAACAAUUCGAUAGGCAUGGAGCGCGCCUCCAGACCGGCCGACCUAGACAUACAAUUUGCCCAAGUUAGCGAUGCCGGCGAGGAUGAGGAAGCACUACACAAUGAUAUGCACGUUUAG
Trametes versicolor FP-101664 SS1 is the source of this 861-nucleotide messenger RNA. RefSeq lists its product as uncharacterized. Bases 1 to 861 code for a protein of 286 amino acids. The transcript has 10 exons. NCBI's taxonomy places the organism in Eukaryota, Fungi, Basidiomycota, Agaricomycetes, Polyporales, Polyporaceae. The record is from RefSeq and is a predicted model, not a curated record.